AUGGAUGACUUCAGUGACUUAAACAGAUCAGCGGACGAGAAUGAAGAGUAUUCCACGGAAAGCGACUUGAAUGAGAAGGAAAAUGAUGUGGAGAAGGAGCCGAUGAGUGAAGUGGAGAGGGAGGCGAUAAGUGACGUGGAGAAGGAUGAGAUAAGUGAUGUGGAGAAGGAGGAGAUAAGUGACGUGGACAAUGCCUUAAAGGACGAGCAAAAGGAAGCCACAAGUGACGCAGAAAGGGAAUUACUGCACGAUGUCGAAGAGGAUGGAUUACAAGAUACAGCGGAGAAAGAUUUACACAACGCUGAAGAGGACAGCUUACACAACGGUGAUGAGGACAGCUUACAGGACGCUGAAGAGGGAGCCUUAGACAAUGCCCAAGGGGACGACUUAGACGACGUCAAAAGCACCAACGAAGGGGAUGUCGAACAGGCUGCGUCACAUACGGGUGUGAUGAACGACCCUGUCGUAAGCGGCGUUGUCCACCAAAGUGGAGAUCACGACCACAGUGACUACGAAGGAGACAGCCACCCGCAUGAAGAUGACCAACCCGGGGAGGACCCGGAUGAACCAAACCACCUCUUUCAAGACCCACAAGAAAGCGGUUCCAGCGAAGACACACACAAGAAGGAGGAUGAUUACUCUCACACUGUGAAUGCACCUGCCCAAAACAAAGAAGAGUUCAAUGAAAGCAACAACGAAACAAAUAACCACCCCAGUAAUGGUGAGGGCAAAAAUGACCAGAUCAAUAAUAACCCCCUGGACUCCAUGGAUCCCAUCGAAUUUGACAAAAAAAGAUAUGACCACUUUUUAAUACACCCAUGGAAUCAGAAAAACAUGAGCUUAUGUGAAGGCAUUAAUAAAAAGCUUACCUUCCCUUCUUUGUCUUCUACAGAUUUACCUAUUCCUGGAAUGGAGAAAGAAAGCACCACCAUGUAUCAUUUCAAUCCUGAAAAGCUCGGGUACAAAUAUAAUAACGGCUUGAAUCCUUCUGAGGGCUACUUGCUGAUUUACCCCCACGUGUCGCACAACUCGGUGCCUCCAAAAAUUAAGAAAAAAAAGUUGCGCUGUUGUUAA
Plasmodium fragile is the source of this 1074-nucleotide messenger RNA. RefSeq lists its product as uncharacterized. The record is from RefSeq and is a predicted model, not a curated record. The transcript has 2 exons. NCBI's taxonomy places the organism in Eukaryota, Apicomplexa, Aconoidasida, Haemosporida, Plasmodiidae. Bases 1 to 1074 code for a protein of 357 amino acids.